Polypterus senegalus (gray bichir) is the source of this 4551-nucleotide messenger RNA. It is a transcript of the gene vwa5b2, whose product is annotated as von Willebrand factor A domain containing 5B2. The transcript is spliced from 23 exons. Bases 302 to 4120 code for a protein of 1272 amino acids. NCBI's taxonomy places the organism in Eukaryota, Metazoa, Chordata, Cladistia, Polypteriformes, Polypteridae. The record is from RefSeq and is a predicted model, not a curated record.
CAUCAAGCUACGGAAAUCUCUGCACUGCCGCUGGUUUCAGGAAUGCUACCCAGGACGAAUCCUAUUGCAAACACCAACUUCUUCAGCUUUCAUCGCUAUUUUCGUGUCUAUUCAGUGUGCGCCAAAGGAACCGCUGAAACCAUAAUCUCCUGUUACACCCCGCACAAGUCAGUGCUGCUGCCAUCUCCAGACCGAUAACUGCUGACCAUGGAAGAGGAGUGGGUGCUAUCGAGGAGUCCCUCGCUCUGCGUAAUUUGAAUCAUCACUUGUUUCCAAAGUCAAAGAAGUUCUUGAAGAAAAAAUGCCGGGCUUGUUGAACCGUGCCACCUGGGCACCUCUGCUGCUGAAAGCUUCCUGUAUAAAGUCUUGUGCCAAUGGUUACUGUCUGGGUAUCACUGCUCACCUGACCUACGUUAACCCCUGGCAGGAGCCAGUAGAAGGUGUCUUUGUUUAUCCGCUAGAGGAACAGGAAGUGCUGGUGGGCUUUGAGGCAGUGACAGCAGGCCGAAUGUUGGGAAUUCACAUCCAGAACAAAUCCAAAAUGGACAACUGCUGCACAGACUGCUGUGGGAGCAGCAGUCAGGAUCUGCAGUGUGCUAGUGGGCAUCUUCUUCUGGAUGAAGACAUGGAAAACAGCACUUUCAUCAUUGGCACGGGUAUGAUUGGCCCCUUGGAUAUUGUCACUGUGAUCAUCAGUACCACCCUAGAACUCUCCACCCUGCCUGAUGGAGCUGUGUAUGUGGUCUUCCCCUCUGUGUUCACCCCAAUAGUGACUGGCAGAAUGAUUCACUCCAAGAGUGAAACCAGUGGCCGCUGUGAUGAAAAUGGGCCAACCAGCUGUUUUGGUAACACUGCUGGAAAGCUUGAGAAGAUGGAUGAGUCUGCAGAGCAGUGUGCCCAUUCAGUCUUCAUAUGCCAGGCAGUGAAUCAACAGCUUUACGAGCUGAACUUUGAGCUGUUAGUUCGCGGACCCUGUCUGCUAGCUGGAUUAGAGAGUCCUUCUCAUGCUUUGCGGGCUGAUGCUGAUCCAAAUGCCACUUGUGCAACUGCCACUUAUGUCACCCUGGCAGAGGAACACAAAGGAGACCGACUGCUGGAGAUCAUUUUACACCUAAGCGAGCCUCAUACGCCACAUAUUUUGCUAGAGACAGGUCGCAUGACUUUUGAAGAGUAUGAGCAGCAUAUCCGAAACCGACGUGAUUUCAUCCGUUCAUCCAGAAAAGAGGUGGAAGUUGACAAGAGGCUGGAAUUUGUACGCAAGCGCUUUCACAAGGACAUUCUCUUCAACCCGGUCCUCAUGCUAAACUUCUGUCCAGACCUGCGUUCAACCACCUGCCACCUCCACCGGGUCUCACGGGAACUGCUUUUCCUCAUUGACCGUAGUGGCAGUAUGAGUGGAACCAUCAUGGGGAAGGUCAAGGACGCCAUGAUUGUUGCAGUCAAGAGUUUGCCCCCCAGCACCAUGCUAAACAUUGUGGGAUUUGGUUCAGCUAUCAAGACUCUCUUCUCCUCAAGUAGAAUCUGCAGUGACGAGACUCUGGCACUGGCUGGUGAGUACCUGCAAAAGAUGAGAGCCAACAUGGGAGGCACCAAUAUCUUGGGUGCUCUAAUGUGGGUCAUGCGGCAGCCCCAACUUCGUGGUUGUCCCCGACAGCUAUUCCUCAUUACAGACAGCACCGUAACCAAUGCUGGCCAAGUGAUGGAGCUGGUGAGGAGAAAUCGCAGCAGUGCCAGGUGUUUCACUCUUGGGCUUGGUCCCCUUGUGUGUCAGAGACUCCUACGUGGUGUGGCCAAGGUGACAGGGGGAACAGCAGAAUUCUGUACUGAAGAAGAGAGGCUGCAGCCAAAGCUGAUCAAGUCUCUGAGAAAAGCACUGGAACCUGCACUUAGUGACAUCCGCAUAGACUGGUACGUACCUGACCGAGUGGAGACUUUGCUGUCCCCUGGCAGGAUCCCCCCUUUGUAUCUUGGAGAGCGGCUGAUCAGCUAUUGUGCCAUAUAUGAUGUGUCCACCUUCUGCAGCAUUAUGGGUGAGAUGCAUCCUUGCAGCUCCAGGGUACGGUCUCGUGGUUCAGUCAGUUCUGUGUUUUGUUCUGAGGGUCUUUCCCAGGAUGAACUACUAAUACCCUCAGCUUUUGUGCGCCGAGCCAGCUCUUCAGGACACAGCCCAAUCCAAGAAGCACUUUGUGAAAUCUCUAGGGAGAUCUCUUCAGAAUUCUCCUGUGCCCGUGCUUUUGAUACUGGUGAAGAGCAACGUUCUUCGAGUGACAUACGCCGGCGCAUUCGUAAGGCAUCUUACAUCCAAGACCAGUACAUUCUGACAAAGUGCUCAGUCAGCAGUGAUGCAGCCAGUCUAGAUGAGCAGGGCACAGGAGCAGGGUCAUUACCACAAGGCCUGGAGAAGGUGUCCCCUCAUGUUGGUCGAAGCCUUAUGCGCUGGGAGCCUCACUGGAAAACCACCUCCUGUGCACAGCACCCUGAACAGGACAGUAGCCAUGUGGAGGAUGUCAGGAGAAAGCAGAAGGCAAUUGCUAUGUCUGCCAUGUCGGCCCGCAGCUUCUCUUCACCCCAAGGGGAACUGGAUAUGCACAGGCUACGAAGGGCACUUGAAAGGGUGUCCUUUGACCAAGUGCUGGGGGGCAGGCAGGAGGAGCAGAACAGGCUGAAACGAUCUGAUGGGCAAGGAACCCAAUCUCAGAAGAGCCUCUCUGACUCCAAUGGCCUGCUGUUUCCAGCAUCUCCUCUUGACUGGGAUGGCCUAAUAGACCCUGACUACCUCUUCUGUCCAGUUCCCACCGAAGAAGAAAAGUGCAGUGGCCGGGCUAUCAUUCAUGGUGUACUAGAUGGUCAACCAGCCAGCUGGGAGGUGACAAUUGACCUAGAGUCUCUUUUUGCAUCUGGCAACAGGCCCACCUGUCAGCAUGGGGAGGGCUGGGAAGAGAUGGUCCACCAGCUGACUGCUCAUUCUAUCAUCAGAGAUUAUGAGAACUUGGCAGAGCAGGAGGGUGACAUCGAGCAUGGGCCAUGCAGAAGAUACCGCCUGAAAGCCAUUCAGACCAGUAAAGCCUGCAACAGCCUCUCUGUAUUCACCUCAUUUGCACCCAUUGAUGCCAACACGCAAGAGGGGUUGCCCACUCUGGUUGAAGUUCACAACUCAGUGACCCGACUUGGCUCGCACCGGUCCUCUCGUUCUGGAAGCAGCCGCCGCCAGCGGACUUACUCUGUGGGCUUAGGCCGCCGGCUGUCCAGCCGUGAAUCUGAAGAAAUGGAUGAUACCUCUGUUUCCAUGGAGAAAGAUGAUACACCUGCUUCACCUUGCAGCACUGUCUCAUGGGACAGCAGUACAGGUGGCAGUGUGUACCCAGGGAGCCCCUUGGCAUUUUCAGCAAAGUCCCAGAGUUCAGCAGAUAGCCGUUCAGCAGAAAGCUUUUUUGGAUCCAGGUUCAGCCUUGCCAAGUUACGCAGUUCAAGUUUUUCAGGAAAAUCUGUACCACUUGGUCCCAUGGAAGCUGUUGAUUAUCUGCCUCUGGUGCGACUCCAGCUGGCAUCGGGUGCAUUUGUCCUGAACGAGUCAUAUUCGGAGCAGAUCCACAUCCCACUGGAGCGUCUCAAGAGGGCCUCACCCUUUUUUAGCCACCGCACCAACCUCAGCCCUCCAUCUCAAUGCACCUCACCUCAUGCCUCAGCCGCACAACCACGAGACAGCAAAAUGUUUCCAUCUGACACUAUUGAGACUGUUGAACCUUUUGGACCUGAUGAGCAACCAUCAUCUUCAGGCCAUGACUUUUGUGCCGGGCUCCAACAAGCUGACAGUGGACGGGGCUCGGAGACAGAUGUUCAUUCUGAAGAGGGUGGGCUGUUGGCUGAACAGGACCUAGAGGGCACAAGCUGGGCAACUGCAGUUGCACUGGCCUACCUUGAGCACCGCUGUGCCAGCUUCUUUGUAGAAUGGGAACUUAUUGCUGCCAAGGCUGAAUGCUGGUUGCAUGAGCAGCAGCUCCCAGAAGGUGUGAGUCUGGCCAGUCUCAAGGGGGCAGCCCACCAGCUUUUCUUGCUUCUUCGUCACUGGGAUGAAAACAUCAAGCUCAAUAUGCUGUGCUACAACCCUAAUAAUGUCUGAGUUGGUCAGUCUGGUGAACAGCUCCAACUAUUUUUGGCAAAGGAGGCAAAAGGCCCUUUGAGAGGAGUUGGGCUAGAGCUGGCCAAACGUCCACCAGAGAUCAUGAAGCAAUCACUUAACAAAGUCCUACUGCUGCCAUGAAUACUCUGUUGGUCACUCUGCUUUCUUUUUGCCUGCAUGGCUAUCAGAAGAGUCAGAAAAGAGCCUUGCAUCAUCCAUUCCACUUAACAGCAAACAAUUUUGAAGCCAACGUCACACCGUAUCUAACCAGUUACAAAAAUCAGUUUUUAUUUCAACUAAAAUGUUUGCAUUUAACAAUAAAAUACUAUAAGACCUUAUCAUCAUGUUGUGUUUUUUUAACAAUACUGUGGUGAAAUACUUCAUACAGUGUCGGGCAAGGGAGGUUACAUCUAGACAUAAAUUGGCUCAGG